Messenger RNA from Ciona intestinalis (vase tunicate), 1481 nucleotides. The record is from RefSeq and is a predicted model, not a curated record. Lineage: Eukaryota; Metazoa; Chordata; Ascidiacea; Phlebobranchia; Cionidae.
GAGCAGAAGAUAUAUUUAUUGUAUUUGAAUAUAAAAGACGGACGAUUUCAUUUUACAUGAAACAUAGCUUUUAUUAAACAUUUCGUUGGUCGUAUAAAGAUUGUAGAGUAACAAUAUUCGUUUAUCGUUUGUUGUUUAGCCUCAUAUAAGUUCGCGUAGAUACAAUAGGUCGUAUAUUUAACUCAUGUAAGAUGGCUGAGCCCGAACCAGGUGUAUAUGGCGAACCCGAACCCUCGGUCGAACCCGAACCCCCUUCAGUAGGAUUCGAACCCGAACCCACAUGGACAUGGGCCGAACCCGAGCCCUCGGUUGAACCAGAGUUCCCCUCGGUGGGAUUGGAACCCGAGCCUACAUGGGUAGGAGUCGAACCUGAGCCAUUCAAUCGAACAGGUUUGCCGGAGAUAUACGCGGAACCAGAGGCAUUGUUUGGUCAUACUUCGCACAAAGUCGCACUAGCAGUGUUGGCUGGGGUUUUAGGGUUGUUGAUCGUAAUGGAGAAUAUAAUUUUACUGUGGACGAUAUACAAGGGGAAGCCCCGCCAACUACAAUCAUUUAAUUACUUUAUCGCGAAUCUUGCACUGGCGGAUCUGGUUGGGGGAAUUCAACUUGUAUGGUUCGGUUGUUUUCAUCAAAUAUUGGAUUUCUAUAAACCCGACAUUUAUAUUCUCACCAUGUGUUCGGUGUGGUUGGCAUCGGUGGCUUCAUCAAUAUUCGCGUUGUGUCAUUUCGCGUGGCAUCGGUUAUGCAUCGUGCGGAACCACACGGGGGCGCCAACGUCAACACGUAUGGCAAUAGCAGCGGUUGGCUUAUCGUGGUUGUUACCGAUGUUAAUAUUGGUGGUUCCUCCUUUAGCUGGCUGGAACUGCAGCGGGUGUAUGGGUAUGAAGAGAUGCAAGAAGCAAUGUUCGAGUGUGUUGUACCCAUUCACUCGAGGGUAUACGUUGUUAGUCACUUGUUUGUUGUAUUUCGCUAUCGUGUCGUUGUUCGUUGUAUAUGGGUGGAUUUAUAUGGCUGUACAUAGAACGUUACCACGAGUGAAAAAUAAAGGAAUGCAGCGUCGUGAAGUCUCCAUGAUUAAAACAACAAUGAUUAUCCUUGCAUUGUUCACAAUAUCUAUGCUACCAGUGGCUGUAUUGUUAACUAUUGAUUACGUAACAAUGGAAUAUAAUUCACACCUCAUUGUGGCUUUUCAGAUAGCUACAGUGGUGAGUUUCGUCAACUCGUUGUGCAACCCAUUGUUAUACGCACGAAGGUUACCAAGCAUGAGGGAAGCAGCAUGGAGGUCCAUUGGGUUGGGGGGGAGUGAUAGUAGGGGAGGGUGUAGCGAGGGGAGGAAGAGUGGGGUGCUAUCGGAGGUGGGUCACUGUUGAUGAUGUCAUCAUGUGUUGAUGAUGUCAUAAUAUAUGUUUGUUUAAAAAACGAAGAACCCACCAACGGACACAAUGGAACAAAAUGAAACAACAAUGAACCAACAAUGCCCA